AUUCCUCCAUCUCAAAACGGGACGGGGAAGUCUCUUCGUUUGUGAUCGUCGACUUCUUUGGUAAAAAUCAAGCCGCAAGAGGUGCAAUCGUACAUCAAGAAAUAUGCAGUUGAAACAUAUGAAGACUCUGCUGGCUCCACAGGAUGGUGCGGCAAAAAUCACAGCUCUUGCCUGGGCGCCCAACAACACCAAGAUGGCGGUGUGCACAGUGGACCGCGUUGUGCUCCUGUAUGACGAACACGGCGAGAGGCGGGAUAAAUUUUCCACCAAACCCGUCGAUGCCAAGUUUGGCAAGAAGAGUUACACCGUGAAGGCGCUGGCAUUCUCACCCGACUCCACCAAGAUCGCUGUGGGUCAGACAGACAAUAUCAUCUAUGUCUACAAGAUCGGCGACGAUUGGGAUUCCAAGAAGGUGAUUUGCAACAAGUUUAUCCAACAGAGUGCUGUGACUUGCAUGAUAUGGCCCCCUGACAGUAACAUUGUCUUUGGUCUGGCAGACGGCAAGGUGCGCAUCGCCAACACCAAGAAUAACAAAUCCUCCACUGUCUAUGGCACAGAUUCCUACGUUGUCUCGUUGGCACCCAACAUGUCUGGUAAGGGCAUCCUCUCAGGCCACGCGGACGGCUCCGUUGUCCGUUUCUUCUUCGAAGACGAAGGCACAGGCGAGUCGCAGGGCAAGAUCUGCACCCACCCCUGCCCGCCCUACGCCCUGUGCUGGGCGGGCAGCAGCAUCGUGGCGGCCGGCUGUGACAAGCGCAUCACAGUCUACGGGAAGGAGGGCCGGGUCGGCCAGCAGUUCGACUACAGCCGCGACGCGGACGAGCACGAGUUCACGGUGGCCGUGAACAGCCCCAGCGGUCAGUCCGUAGUGGUUGGCAGCUACGACAGGCUACGAGUGUUCAACUGGGCACCCCGCCGGGGCAUGUGGGAAGAGGCCAAGAUGAAGGAAAUUAAGAACCUCUACACCAUCACCGCACUGGCCUGGAAGAAGGACGGCUCUCGCCUCGUGGCCGGCACCUUGUGCGGGGGCGUGGAGUUGUUUGACUGUUGUCUCCGUCGAGCCAUCUACAAGAACAAGUUUGAGAUGACUUACGUGGGCCUGUCCCAGGUCAUUGUCAAAAACCUGUCGUCAGGAACCCGCGUUGUGUUGAAGUCCCACUAUGGGUAUGAGGUGGAUGAAGUUCGGAUCCUUGGCAAAGAUCGCUAUCUCGUGGCUCACACCACGGACACAUUACUGCUGGGUGACCUGUCCACCAACAAACUCAGUGAAGUUCCAUGGCAGAACACCGGGGGAAAUGAAAAGUUCUUCUUUGAGAAUGAAUCGGUGUGCAUGAUAUUCAACGCUGGUGAGUUGAGUCUCGUUGAGUAUGGGUGCAACGAGAUCCUUGGAUGUGUUCGCACCGAGUUCAUGAAUCCUCAUCUUAUCAGCGUCCGACUGAACGAACGUAAACAGCUCGGCGUUGAAGACAACAAGAAGAUGGCAUACCUCGUGGACUUGAAGACCAUCUCCAUCGUGGACCUGAUCAUGGGCUUCAACAUCGCCACCCUGACGCAUGACUCCAAGAUCGACUGGCUGGAGCUGAACGAGACUGGAAGGAAACUGCUCUUCCGCGACAAGCGACUCCGACUGCACCUGUUUGACAUAGACACCCAGACGAAGACCACUAUUCUCAACUACUCCAGCUACGUCCAGUGGGUUCCGCAGAGCGACGUCGUCGUUGCGCAAAAUCGUGGCAACCUUUGCGUGUGGUACAACAUCGACCAUCCUGAACGUUGCACCAUGUUCAGCAUCAAGGGAGACAUCGUUGAUUUAGAGAGAGCUAACGGCAAAACGGACGUCAUUGUGACUGAAGGAGUAGCAACCAUAUCCUACACUCUGGAUGAAGGACUGAUUGAGUUCGGCACAGCGAUUGACGAUGGCGACUUCACAAGGGCCGUGGCGUUUCUGGAGACCUUGGAGAUGACCAGUGAAACGGAGGCCAUGUGGAAGACAUUGAGCCGUCUGUCCCUGGAGGCCAAGCAGCUUCACAUUGCCGAGCGUUGCUUCGCUGCCUUGGGGGAUGUGGCCAAGGCCAGGUACCUACGCAACGUCAACAAGAUGGCGGCAGAACUGGCCCAGGAAAUCGGUGGAGACGGGACUCGGCAUUACUCUGUCCGAGCCAAGCUGGCCAUCUUGAACAAAGACUUCAAGGAGGCAGAGUCCGUAUUCCUGGAGCAGAAUAACAUUGACGAAGCCAUGGAGAUGUACCAAGAACUCCACAAAUGGGACGAGGCAAUUGCUGUGGCUGAAGCUAAGGGUCAUCCUGAGUUGGAGAGUCUGCGCCGCAACUACUACCAGUGGCUGAUGGACACCGGCCAAGAGGAGAAGGCAGGCGAGAUGAAGGAGAACGAGGGGGACCACCACGCUGCCAUCAACCUGUACAUGAAGGCCGGCAUGCCCGCCAGGGCUGCCAGAUUGGCCACGAGCCGCGGGGACCUGAUGGAAAACAGAGACCUGAUACAGAGGAUCGCCGCAGCGCUCAUCAAGGGAGAAUUCUACGAACGGGCCGGUGAUUUGUUUGAGAAGACCAGAGACGACCAGAGAGCCCUGGAGUGUUAUCGCAGAGGCAAAUCCUUCAGGCGAGCCGUGGAGCUUGCGCGGGCGUCCUAUCCGACCGAAGUGGUCCGUUUGGAGGAAGAAUGGGGCGACUACCUGGUGUCUCAGAAACAGAUGGACGCCGCCAUCAACCACUACAUUGAAGCUGGUUGUUCCCAGAAGGCCAUAGAGGCAGCCAUUCAUUCCCAUCAGUGGAAUAAAGCCAUCCAGAUCAUCGAGAUCCAGGACCCUACGGUCGGUGAGAAGUACUACCCGAAGAUCGCCAAGCACUACGCCAACAUCAGAAACUUCGAGAUGGCGGAGCGAUAUUUUGUCCAGGCUGGAAUGACCAAAGAGGCCAUCGACAUGUACACUGCUGCCGGCAAGUGGGAAGCGGCGCAUAAGCUUGCCGUAACCUGCAUGAAGAGCGAAGAGGUUGCGGUGUUGUACGUUACCCAGGCCCAACAGUUGGAGAGCCAGGGCAAAUUCCGAGAGGCGGAAAGAUUGUACUUGACGGUGGAUGAGCCCGACUUAACCAUCACUAUGUACAAAAAGCAACGACAGUACGAUCACAUGAUCCGCCUGGUCAAGCAGUAUCACCCAGAUCUACUCCAGGACACCCAUCUCCAUCUGGCUAAGGAGCUGGAGGGAGAGCAGGCUUUCCGCCAAGCGGAGCACCACUACAUCGAAGCCCGGGACUGGAAAGCCGCCAUCAAUAUGUACAGGGCUCAAGAUUUGUGGGAUGAGGCAUACAGGGUUGCCAAGAACCAUGGUGUCGCUAACACAGCCAAGCAGGUGGCCUAUCUGUGGGCGAAGAGCCUCGGUGGCGAUUCGGCCGUCAAGCUUCUCACAAAGUUUGGCCUUCUGGAAUCCGCCAUCGACUACGCCACAGAGAACUGCGCAUUUGAUUUUGCCUUUGACCUUGCGCGGACCGCCAUGAAGAACAAGAUGCCGGAUAUCUCCCUGAAGCACGCCAUGUUCCUGGAGGACGAAGGGAAGUACCAAGAGGCCGAGGCUGCGUUCAUCAAGGCGGGGAAGCCCAAGGAAGCCGUACUGAUGUAUGUUCACAAUCAGGAUUGGGACUCUGCCCAGCGUGUGGCAGAGGAGUACGACCCAGACAGUGUGACCGACGUCCUGAUUGGCCAGGCUCGUUACGCAUUUGACCAGAAGGAAUACCAGCGAUGCGAGGCGUUCUUACUGCGCGCCCAGCGGCCAGAAUUAGCUAUCAAAUACUACAAGCAAUCCAACAUGUGGCAAGAUGCUCUGAGAGUGUGCAAGGAGUACGUGCCUCACAAGCUGAAGCAGCUGCAGGACGAGUAUGAUCGAGAGGUGCUCAAUAAAGGAUCACGAGGUGCGGACACGCUGGUGGGCCAGGCCAAAGAGUGGGAAGCAUCCGGAGAGUAUAACAGAGCUGUGGACUGCUAUCUGAAGGUCACUACCCAACAGACUAAUGACGAGAAGGUCCUAGUGGCCUGCUGGACAAAGGCUGCCGAGCUGUCACAGAAGUUCCUGGACACACCCAAAGCCCUCAGCGUGGUGCGCAUCGUCGGACCGAGACUGGCAGACGUCCAGAAAUAUAAGGAGGCGGCCGAGAUAUAUCUCAGCGUGGAUAUGAUCAAGGAGGCCAUCGACACCCUGAUGGAAGGCGGGGAGUGGAACAAAGCCAAGAAGGUGGCCAAGGAGUUGGAGCCUCGCUACGAAAACUACGUGGACACCAAGUACAAGGAGCACCUGAAGAGCGAGGGCCAGGCCGAGUCGUUAAUCGGCGUGGAUGUCAUUGCUGCCCUGGACAUGUACGCCGGCCGCGGCGAGUGGGACAAAUGCAUCGAGACCGCCGAGAAGCAGGGCUUCAAGGUGCUGCACAAGUACGUGGCCCUCUACGCCACCCACCUCAUCAAGGAGAACCAGAUCCACAAGGCGUUGGACCUGUACGUGCAGCACGGCGCCCCUGCCAACCCACAGAAUUACAACAUUUAUAAGCGCCUUGUGAUGGAGCUGCUUUCCAAUCCCCACAUGAAUCAGGCCGAGGCGUACCGCAACUGGGCUGACCUGAGAGACGUACUUCUCAACCUGUGUGACCACGUGGCCAAGUCAUCGGAUGCCAACACAGCCCAGCACGAGGAGUUUGAAGCCAUGUUGACUAUCGCCCACUAUUAUGCCACCCGGAGUGUGUGUAUGGGAACCCAGAACCUGGAAAGUCUGGCGGCCAGGCUGUCCAUAUCCCUGCUACGUCACACUGACAUCAUACCGGCUGACAAGGCCUUCUACGAGGCUGGAAUGCACGCCCGGUCACAGGGCAUGCUCAACAUAGCGUUUGUCUUCCUCAACCGAUUCCUAGAUCUCACAGAGGCUAUUGAAGAGGGCAGCCUGGACAUGUUGGAUAACACCGACUUCCAGGAUACAGACAUCCCCUUUGAGGUUCCCCUUCCAGAGCGCCAGCAUGUGCCGGAAGAUAAAAAGGAGGAGGUGAAGGAAUGGGUCCUGGCCGUGUCCAUGGACCAGCAAGUGGAGCAAUGUCUGGAUCACGACGAAAGAGACACCUACGUGGCCUCCUUGAUAGCGGCUAACACCAACAUACAAUCACUACCAUGCGUUAUCACUGGUUAUCCCGUGCUGCGGAACAAACUGGAGUUUAAGAGACCGGGCAAAGCCGCCAACAAAGAUGAUUGGAACAAGUUCCUCAUGGCCACAAAGAUGUCGCACAGCCCCGACUGCCAAGACGUCUUGAAGUUCAUCGGUCAGUGGUGCGGAGCAGCACCCAAUCAGAGCUACACAUUCCAGUGAAUUCAUUGAACUGCCGUGUGUCCAAAUUUGUCACGACAGUUCAAGUUUACGAAAAUGACGGAAAAUCAGACCAGUGCUUUUCUUGUGAAAUACAUGUAGCAAUACAUGUACUUGUGUUGAGACGGCAGGUUUGAAUAGAUAGAUUUCAUUUCUUUUCAAUUGUAUUUAGAAUACACUGCUCCGGUAAUCACUUUUGUUAUUUUCAUUUUGAAAUGCUUUCGUCCGACUGUAAGGCGUCUAUUCACGGGUGAGAAAGAAAAAGUCAAGAAUACCAGAAAAAGUGUAAGCAUAAUUGUAAGACAUGAUUGUCUAAACUCUGUGUAUAUGAGGGAUACGUAUGCCGACAUUAUAUUCAUAUACAAAUAAAAGUAGGGAUUUAGCGUGGUCCUCAGUCAUGCACAAGUUACUUUUGUGUAUCGCACUCGAGGGCAGCUGGCAGAACCAUUUUUUUUGGGGGGGGAGCGAUUUUUUGCCGAGUGCCAAGAAUUUGGAAAUUUCUACACGUUUGAAUCUAUUGUGGCUUUUCUGAGGCCCAGGGCAAGGCUAAACUUUGGCCGUUUUACCCGGCUUGCGUUGGAACGGCAUUAGAAAGCCCUUUUUGGGGGUAGCAUGGCCCCCCUCGCCCUAUCCUAUCCACCAGUGAUCAUAAUACUUGAUGAAUCGGCCAGUCAAUAAAGGUUACUCCCCGAGAUGGUAGUUUUCAUUUAAAUUUUUGAUACACGACCGUGUAACCCCUGCCUUGUACCACUCCAUUAAAAGUGGCCAGUGAUCUUAAGAAAUCGAGCAACUUUUGGAAUUGUAAUCGGGAACAUCGGUUAUCUUGUAGUUGCCAGAUUUGGAGCGUUCUGUUUCAGAUUGUUGAUAACAUGAUUUGCGUUAAUUUUUUGUGAAUAUUCCUACAUACUGGAAGUCUGGUAUCGGGCAAAAUGUCUGGCCGGCUUACACCACCAUUCAUCGGAGGAACCCCUGUGAUUGUGUAAAUUUGCCUGUGGGAACCAGGAACCCGCCAGAGGGCGCGGCACUCAUUGAUUUGUGUAUUUAGAAACAAUUUUUAUUACUAACUGUUCUGAGUGAGGUUUGGUUUAUGACAGAUUUUCGAAGCAAGUAAUAUUCCUGAUACUGUUUACUCUGACAGUGAGUUAUUAAAAUUGCUAUUAAAAAUACAUUCUAGCUGUCAAGGAUGGUUCAAAUCUGUGUAAUUGUGCUUCAGUACAGUUUAAUAAUUUAAUGAAGUUCUUCUAAACAGCCUCUAAUGUAGAUGGUGGUGUUUUAAUUUAAGUGUUGCUGAAUAUUUAUGAGUACAGACAAGGGCAGGUCGAGGACCGAAUUCCCGAAGGGGGGAGUGGAUUGUUUGGGGGGCUCAAAGUUAUUAAACCAAUGUUGUGAUGUUACCCUA
Molecule: messenger RNA, 6755 nt
Organism: Acanthaster planci (crown-of-thorns starfish)
Lineage: Eukaryota; Metazoa; Echinodermata; Asteroidea; Valvatida; Acanthasteridae
Product: intraflagellar transport protein 172 homolog
Biological process (GO): intraciliary transport
Cellular component (GO): axoneme; ciliary basal body; intraciliary transport particle B
Molecular function (GO): protein binding
Source: RefSeq, a predicted model, not a curated record